GCAUGCAUUUGCAGCAGGUGAACUGUACCCACAAUGCAAAGGUAUGUUAGCUGCUUUCAAGCUUCGCAGCCAGACUGUGGGCUCAAAACAACAACAGGCUACUUUGUAGGGACAGCAGCUGCAUGGAUAGCCCAGAACCCCGAGUCUAUAGUCAUAUUUUCUUCAAAUCGAAAUACACCCUGGCUUUAUAAUGUAAGUGUCGUUAAAGUAGGGGGUUUUUCAUCGGCUAAAGCAAAGUUAAUUUAGUGUUUUGGGGUAAAACUGUGCGAAAGCUUGCUAGCUAGCACGCUAGCUCCCUGCGUCUCUAUGUUCGAGUGUCUUCCGGCAGCAGUGGCGGCAGCAGCGGUGCCAUGAACAGUGGACUUCCACCCUCAGCUGCUCCGCUCGGGGGUGCCGGAUUACCUAAUGUUAAGGUGAAGUUUUGUCGCUACUACGCGAAGGACAAAACGUGCUUUUAUGGAGACGAAUGUCAGUUUCUACACGAGGAUCCGUCCUUGGCAAAUCUGCCUCUGCACGGCGGCGGGGGUAGCCCGGUUCCCUUGUCGAUGGCCGGGAGCGGGGGGACGCCAGCGGUGUACUCAAUUGGCGGCACGGCGACAGUCAGCGGAGGGACUGUGGUGUCAAAGAAAAGCGAAACGGUGGGGCCUGCGGGCACGUCCCUGGAAGGGCAGCUGCUAACCAUCCCAGGGAUGGAGGGUGCCACUCUGAGUGAUGCCAACCUUAACAACUCCUACUUCAGCAGCAGCUUUAUUGGGGUCAAUGGGUUUGGAAGCCCAGCAGAAUCAAAAUACUCAAUGAUGCAGCGAAUGACCACCAGCAGCAGCUCUCCCAGCCUCCUCAAUGAUGGUGCCAAGAACUUCAGCCACAGCACUCAUGAUCCAGUGAACUCUUCAACAUCCUCACUGUUCAGUGAUUUUGGUGCUCUUAGUAUUUCCCAAAGGAGAAAGGCUCCUAACCCAGCAGCAAGUGAAUUCAUCCCCAAGGGAACCCCUCGAAUGGCUACAAUGGUCCAGUCCGCCGUUCCGGCCUUCCCCUCGCCUCUCUUCGCACAUCCUGGUCUUGGCAGCUCCUCAGCUUUGGGUCCUGGCAUGUCUUUAUCAGCAGGAUCCUCUCCGCUUCAUUCACCAAAAAUUACACCUCACACCUCACCUGCUCCUCGCCGACGCAGUCACACCCCAAACCCAGCCAACUACAUGGUGCCCACCACAGCCUCCGAUCAGGGCGCACACAUCAUUCAGAAAGAGACUGUGGGGGGGACCACUUACUUCUACACAGACAACACCCCCGCACCGAUGACUGGAAUGGUGUUUCCUACCUACCACAUAUAUCCCUCCAAUCCGCCCAACGUGGCCUACAUGCAGCCAAAAGCCAACGCCCCGUCCUUCUUCAUGGCCGAUGAGCUUCGACAGGAGUUGAUUAACAGACAUCUCAUAACCAUGGUGCAAAUUGACCACUCAGAAAACCCAGAUGUACCGUCUGAGGUGGACAGCUACCACAGCCUGUUUCCUCUGGAACCCCUCCCUCCACCAAACCGCAUGCAGAAGACCAGCAAUUUCAGCUACAUUACCUCCUGCUAUAAAGCAGUCAACAGCAAGGAUGACAUGCCUUAUUGUCUGAGGAGAAUACAUGGUUUCCGCCUUGUUAACACCAAAUGCAUGAUGCUGGUGGACAUGUGGAAGAAGAUUCAGCAUUCAAACACUGUAACGCUGAGGGAGGUCUUCACCACUAAGGCCUUUGGAGACCAUUCGCUGGUCUUCUCCUACGACUUCCACGCAGGUGCAGAAACGAUGUUCAGCAGACAUUUCAAUGACCCUUCAGCAGAUUCUUACUUCACGAAGAGGAAGUGGGGGCAACACGAGCCACCUCAACCGCGGCAGCAUGCAGGCCUGCUACCCGAGUCCCUCAUCUGGGCCUACAUUGUCCAGCUCAGCUCUGCGCUGCGCACCAUCCACACUGCUGGCUUGGCCUGUCGGGUCAUGGACCCCAGCAAAAUUCUUAUCACUGGCAAGACAAGGUUACGGGUGAACUGCGUCGGGGUUUUUGAUGUUUUGACGUUUGACAACAGUCAGAGCAAUCAUCUCGCCCUGAUGCCACAGUACCAGCAAGCAGAUCUCGUGUCUCUGGGCAAGGUGGUCCUGGCUUUGGCCUGUAACUCUCUGGCUGGAAUUCAAAGGGAGAAUCUCCAAAAGGCGAUGGAGCUGGUGUCUUUAAACUACUCCUCCGACCUCAAGAAUCUCAUCCUGUACCUUCUGUCCGAGCAGUCACGCCUGCGAAGUGUCAAUGACAUCAUGCCCAUGAUCGGAGCGCGCUUUUACACCCAGCUGGACGCUUCACAGAUGAGGAAUGAUGUAAUUGAGGAGGACCUGGCCAAAGAGGUGCAAAAUGGCCGUCUCUUCCGCCUCCUUGCCAAAUUGGGCACCAUAAACGAGCGGCCAGAGUUUCAGAAGGACCCGACGUGGUCCGAGACGGGAGACCGCUACCUGUUAAAGCUUUUUCGAGAUCACCUGUUUCACCAGGUGACUGAAACGGGGUCGCCCUGGAUCGACCUCAGCCACAUCGUCUCCUGCCUCAACAAACUGGAUGCAGGCGUUCCCGAGAAGAUCAGCCUGGUCUCGCGAGACGAAAAAAGCGUCCUGGUUGUGACUUACUCGGACUUGAAGCGCUGCUUCGACAGUACCUUCCAGGAGCUGCAGGCUGCCGCCGCUGGUUCUCUGUAGCGCCCCCUUUGGGCCCAGGAGUGGCACUGCCCAGACCUGGAGCAUUCUAUUGCACUACGGCGGAGGACCAGGCUCAUGGACAACAUCAGCACAGGCAUCAGGGCUUCUGAACCUCAGUCACUUACACUGAUCCCUGUCCACCAGAGAGGCUUUUCUAAAGUUUUUUUUUUUUUUUUUUUUUUUUUUUUUUAAGUUUUCUUGAAACUUGCAGACACAUUUGAAAAAAGAAAAAAAAAAGAAAAAGGACUGAGAUGGAAGCUGUGAUGUACAACCUUUUUUUAGCUUUGGGAACAGAACGAGAAACAAAAAUUAAGGUUUUGAAGUUUUUCCUGCUUUUAUUGUUUGUUUCUACAGUUGGGGUAUUUUUUUUUUUUUUUGAGGAUGCACUAAAAUUUAAAUUUUUUGUUAAUUUUUUUUAUGUGUGAAUGGCCUACAGGGUGCACAGAGAGCUACAGUCACACGGACUAGGAACCGGACUCUCCAUGUAAAGAAACCACAGAAAGUUUAACGUUUCUAUUGACUGCCUGUUUGAGACCACACCCCCUUCAUUCGAACGCACUCGGAGAUGGGACACGCCACUCAUAAUGAUGGAAUGGAACCUGUUUGACACAAUGGGCCACCAUUGGUGGUUCUGCUCAAGAGAGGACAAAUCACUCAGGUGGUUGGAUGAGAAUUUUUUUCUGAAGAUUUAAACACUUUUCUUGGUUGGUGCAUCGACUGGGGACCAGGAACUGGCAGGAAGGGGGGGUGUCUCCUAAUGAGAUGUUACGUACGGAGCAACCACCUUUACUGAUGCUGAAUCAAACGCUCUAGGAUGGGUCAUUUCGGGUUUACUGUCCAGCCCCUGGCUUCGGCCUUUUUAGUGAGGCUUCUCUAAAAGUGGAGCCACAGCUGCCUCUUUGUGGAAUGUCCUUUUGUCCCACAGCCAUCCUCUCACUUCCACCACGCCCGAUCUGUCUCCUACUCUCCUUUCUUACGCGUCUUGUUGUUCCAAUUUACUUCCCCUCUAUGAGACAACAUUUUAAGGAAAAGUGAUGCUUUUUGAGACUUUUUACCAGCUGCUUUUUCUCUUUGCUCCGCUUCUGUGCAGAAAUGCACAACAAAAUAAAAGCGAGCAGAUCCUUUUUUUUUUUUUUCAUUUUUGAUCUUUAUUAUUCUGUGGACCAAUCCCAGCAGGGUUUUAAGUUAAAAAGGGGGAAGGGACUUUGGGUGGAGGAGGAUGGGGGGACAUCAACUGUUGUUUUAUUUGACUUUUUAAGAUCAUGAAAUUCAAACAUGCUGUAGGCGAAGCACUGGCGCUGGCCGUGACACUGACUCCGAUGGCAUGGAUUUCUCUCAGGAUGAUGGACAACUGGAGGGGCCCAAUGAUUGAAUGUGUUUGGCCGUCAUUGGCUGCCGCCUGUCCAGUCGAAUCGAGGAGGUGGAGUGGGUGGGUGGGGCGGAUGGAGGUUUUAGGGCGUCGAUGACAGGUCGAAGGCAUUGCUUGGAUCAUGUUUCUGAGGGGAUUUCAUGUUGCCUUGAAGCACAGAUAAAUUUUUACAAAUGGAAUAACUGUUGAAAUCAGCCGGACUGCAGAUUAAUUCCUUUCCCUUUGUCUUAUUAAGAAUGUGUCUUCACAAAGGGUCACAAUUAGCAGAGCUAUGAUGGAGCUGUCGUGGUUACAUUUUCUUCAAAGAUCUGUUAUUGAAUGCAACAUAACUGCAGGUAACAUUUGUGUUGGAUGGUGAACUUCUCUGUUUUAGUCCAAAUCAGCCGCCUUGGUGGAUGUAGUGCUUUAGAAACCCCCCCAAACACACAAAGGCAUGCCCCUCGACGCCGCCGACUCCACGUCAGUGCUCAUAUCACUGUAGUCCACAUCAUGGCACACACUCCACUUUGUAUUAUUGACCACCUUUCCACAGAAAAACACCUGAAAUCACCAUCUUACUAUAUCAAUUUUUUUCUUUGCCCCACUUAUGUUCUUGUCUCAAAUUUUGCAACAUUUGUGUGUACAGCAGUAUUUUAAUAAAGAAUAUGAAAACUGGUA
Messenger RNA from Oryzias melastigma (Indian medaka), 4743 nucleotides. It is a transcript of the gene pan3, whose product is annotated as poly(A) specific ribonuclease subunit PAN3. The transcript is spliced from 18 exons. Gene Ontology annotation, molecular function: ATP binding; protein kinase activity; poly(A) binding. Gene Ontology annotation, biological process: protein phosphorylation; nuclear-transcribed mRNA poly(A) tail shortening; mRNA processing. Gene Ontology annotation, cellular component: PAN complex; P-body. The coding region runs from base 351 to 2717 and encodes 788 amino acids. Lineage: Eukaryota; Metazoa; Chordata; Actinopteri; Beloniformes; Adrianichthyidae. The record is from RefSeq and is a predicted model, not a curated record.